CUAACUUUUGUUUCAGAAUUAUUUGGAUUAAGAAAUACAAUACCAUCAUUAAAUUUAUAUCAUCGAGGAAACAAAAGUUAUUACAUUGGUAAUGUUUUUAAAGGUAACAUAAUUCAUGUAGAACAGUUCUGCAGAUACCACGACAUGAAUUUAGUGAACAUAGAAUCACAGGAAGAGAAUAACUUUUUGGAACAAAAGCUACUUGAAGCAGGUCCCCAAAAUGAGUUCUUUUAUACUUCUUUCACAAGAAUACCGGAUAACAAAAUUUGGAUUUCUCUGGCAAGUGGCAAGUCACUUAAAUAUUUUAACUGGCACGAAGGUGAGCCAAAUAAUAUUGUCAAAGAAGAACAAUGUAUAGUAGUGCGUUUGGAAAAUAAACAAUUAAAAUGGUACGAUUCGUCAUGCUGGGUUGCUAACUAUUUUAUAUGCGAAAUUAUUUGGACUAAAAGAGAUCAGAAAUUGUUGCAAAUUUUACAUGAUAAACUACAAAAACAAAUCGAAGCUCAGGAUAGCAAUCUUAGCAUGACCAUAGCAACUCCGACUGUUCAUUAAACAUUACCUACUCUACAAAAAUUAAUUAAUGGAACUAAUGUUAUUUUAUAAAAUAAAAAUGAAAAAAUCA
This is a messenger RNA of Diabrotica virgifera virgifera (western corn rootworm), 622 nucleotides long. RefSeq names its product C-type lectin 37Db-like. Bases 145 to 552 code for a protein of 135 amino acids. Lineage: Eukaryota; Metazoa; Arthropoda; Insecta; Coleoptera; Chrysomelidae. Gene Ontology annotation, biological process: biological process involved in interspecies interaction between organisms. Gene Ontology annotation, cellular component: external side of plasma membrane. Gene Ontology annotation, molecular function: carbohydrate binding. The record is from RefSeq and is a predicted model, not a curated record. The transcript has 4 exons.